Molecule: messenger RNA, 1156 nt
Organism: Zalophus californianus (California sea lion)
Lineage: Eukaryota; Metazoa; Chordata; Mammalia; Carnivora; Otariidae
Product: ubiquitin-conjugating enzyme E2 D3-like
Exons: 1
Coding region: 127-570 (147 amino acids)
Biological process (GO): ubiquitin-dependent protein catabolic process; protein K11-linked ubiquitination
Cellular component (GO): nucleus
Molecular function (GO): ubiquitin conjugating enzyme activity
Source: RefSeq, a predicted model, not a curated record
UAUGUCUGGCAGAGCCGGUGUGAGACGAAGAGACAAUCCUUCCCUGCCGCCUGGAUAAUCAAGAGUUUUGGCCGGACCUUUGAGCACACACCGAGAGAAUGAAGAGCCAGACAAAAAGCACAGACUAUGGCGCUGAAAUGGAUUAAUAAGGAACUUAGUGAUUUGGCCCGUGACCCUCCAGCACAAUGUUCUGCAGGUCCAGUUGGGGAUGAUAUGUUUCAUUGGCAAGCCACAAUUAUGGGACCUAAUGACAGCCCAUAUCAAGGCGGUGUAUUCUUUUUGACAAUUCAUUUUCCUACAGACUACCCCUUCAAACCACCUAAGGUUGCAUUUACAACAAGAAUUUAUCAUCCAAAUAUUAACAGUAUUGGCAGCAUUUGUCUCGAUAUUCUAAGAUCACAGUGGUCUCCUGCUUUAACUAUUUCUAAAGUUCUUUUAUCCAUUUGUUCACUGCUAUAUGAUCCAAACCCAGAUGACCCCCUAGUGCCAGAGAUUGCACGGAUCUAUAAAACAGACAGAGAUAAGUACAACAGAAUAUCUCGGGAAUGGACUCAGAAGUAUGCCAUGUGAUGCUACCUUAAAGUCAGAAUAACCUGCAUUAUAGCUGGAAUAAACUUUAAAUUACUGUUCCUUUUUUGAUUUUCUUAUCCGGCUGCUCCCCUAUCAGACCUCAUCUUUUUUAAUUUUAUUUUUUGUUUACCUCCCUCCAUUCAUUCACAUGCUCAUCUGAGAAGACUUAAGUUCUUCCAGCUUUGGACAAUAACUGCUUUUAGAAACUGUAAAGUAGUUACAAGAGAACAGUUGCCCAAGAUUCAGAAUUUUUUUAAAAAUGGAGCAUGUGUAUUAUGUGGCCAAUGUCUUCACUCUAACUCGGUUAUGAGACUAAAACCAUUCCUCACUGCUCUAACAUGCUGAAGAAAUCAUCUGAGGGGGAGGGAGAUGGAUGCUCAGUUGUCACAUCAAAGGAAGCAGCAUUAUUCUAGCAUCCAGUCUUUUUUUAAGCCUUCCACUGUUAGAGAUUUGAGGUUACAUGAUAUACUUUAUGCUCAUAACUGAUGUGGCUGGAGAAUUGGUAUUGAAUUUAUAGCAUCAGCAGAACAGAAAAUGUGAUGUAUUUUAUGCAUGUCAAUAAAGGAAUGACCUGUUCUUGUUCUAC